UAACUAGACAUGUGAUUAGCAUUGCUGUCUGCUACUUAGUUUGCCCUGCAGUCAGCCUGGUCUGCCCUCAGAGGAAAUACUGCCUGCGGGCUACUCUGUCAACACCAAGCAGCACCAGGCAGCCUGCCAGCUCACAGGCAUCAAAUUCACAAUUAUGCCUGGCACAACAACAGGCAAGAAGCUGGAUCUUUCCAAGCUCACAGAUGAGGAGGCCAAGCAUGUUUGGGCAGUCGUCCAACGAGAUUUUGACCUGAGGAAGAAGGAGGAAGACAGACUUGGGGAGCUAAAGACCAAGAUUGAAAAAGAAGACACCAAGAGAGAGCUGUUGGGCAACCAGAGCAGCCUGGCGGAGUCGCACUGUAUUCGAUGUCUUGAGCCCUUCAAGUUCCUGGUCAACAGCAAACGUCAGUGUCUGGACUGCCAGCUCUACAUCUGCAAGUCCUGCAGUCGCUACAACAAGAAGGAGCAUGGCUGGGUGUGUGAUCCCUGUCGUAUGGCCAGGGUGCUCAAGAUCGGUACAUUGGAGUGGUACCACGAAAACGUCCGUGCCCGCUUCAAACGCUUCGGCAGCGCCAAGGUGAUGAGAUCUCUCUUCAAAAGGUUGAGCGGAGAAAGCAGUUGCUCUCAGAAUGACCUUGAAGCAGAUGGAUAUGAGGAGCACAGUAUGGACGGCACAGAUUCACAACACUACAAAGGGAUGAAAAAGGCCAAAAGGCGGCUUACCGUCGAUCCCAUUGAUUUCGAACUGGGCUGCGACUACUCUAUCGAAUCAAGAGGACGGUCAAAUCAGACCCCGGUGUCCCAGGACAUCAUGGACAUGGACGUGGGUGUGAGAGAGUCGAUGCUUGCUGAGGCUGACAUGGCCUCGGUUUUCCAGCAGAUUCUGGAGGAGCAACGCGAAGUUCUGGAGCUGGGAAUGGCGCCACAGCAAGAUGACCUUACGUACCCAGACAGCCGAACUAUUCCAUCUCGCUCCAUCUCCCGGCUCAGCUACUCUUCAUGUGGCAGCGGUAGCGCCUGGGGACCCCGGAGCAGCAGCAGCUAUCUGCCCGGCCCUGACGACUCGGAGGGGGAGGAUGACCACGGCCAGCCCUACCCUCUCUACCAGUCUCAUCUGCGCCCCUGCAGCCACACCUCCCAGGAGAGCCUUAACUCAGCAACCCCUGCGCCACAGAUCACUGACCUGAACAGACGCAUGUCAGCCAUUGAGACCCUCUUGAACCACUUAGAGCAGAAGGUCACCUCAACAUACGACCAGGCUCCUCCGACUCCAAACAGCACCUCUCCUCUUCCUCAGUGGGAGGAGGUGGACCUAGAGGAGCAGCAACUCAGACAGAAGCUGCAGGAGAUGACGGACAACAUCAGUGACCACAGCCUGAGCUCGGAUGAGGACGAGCCCAGCAGGCCACACUCCUCCCAAGAGAUCCCAGCAUGGAGAAGCCCAGAGGGGGAGGCCAAGCCCUCUAGACUGCCUACCAGACCCACAUCCAGAACAAGCAUCAUAAUCUCCAGACUUGAGGAGGAGCAGCCUCAGCAGACAUAUCUUUCAACAGAGAGCCUGGAGAGGAAAUUGCACCCCCUGGAGGAGGGACCAAAGGAAAGCUUCAAAGGCUCAACAGCCUUACUGGUGGAGCUGGAGGACAAGGUAGCACAAGCAGCUGCCAACGUCCAGAACGCCCAGAGUGAGGUCUCUUACAUAGAGAACAGGAUCGCUGCCCUGAAUGCUGCUGGCAUGCCAGUGGAUAAAAGAAGAAGGUCUGCAAUCCCGAUCCAAGCAAGAAGACUUUCCCACAACUUUCCCACAAGCCAGGUGGACAAGUUUGUGAGGAACUCCCUCUACAGGGGCUCCCUGACACAGAGGAACCCAGUGGCCAAGCCCAAGACCAGGGCUACCUUUGCGAAACCAGUAAUGACACAGGACUCGUGAGGAGGAGGCUGAGCAUUUUGUGACUGACGGAUUGUGACCACGUUUGUUAUUACACUUUGUAAAAAAUUGAAAUUUUGCAGGAAUGAAAGAGAGAUUCCUAUUUUAAUAGAGACUGUCAGCUGGGAUGGAAGCGCUUACAUUUAUAUUUACAAAUGUGUCCUUGUGAUAUUAUUGUGUUAUUUUACUGGGCUAGAUCCACAUUAUAUUUAUAUGUAGUAUAUGUUGCACAUGACAUGGAAUAACUUUGCUAGAGCUGCAUUUCAUGGUAUAUUUAUGGUUUGCAUACAGUAGCAUUCAAGUUAACAGUGUCAUCUGAAAUCUAUUAUUUAUUCCAUUGUUUCCGCCAAAGAAAUGAAAACAUGAAACGAAAUGAUGAUGAUUUUAAAUUGUGUUAUUUUGCCAGUCAAAAAUCAGGACAGUAACAAUAAUUACUAAUCAGUUUCGGAUUUUUCAUUUUUCAUCUUCAUGAACAAUUGCUUAGCUAUUAUAACUAGAGGAAAGGUGAAUUGAUUGUAAAAUUUUCAUUAUAUGAUAGCAAAGUUUAAUAUGGUUAAUUAAAUAUAUUGUGAUAUAUAUAUAUAUAUAUAUAUAUAUAUAAAGCAAAUAAAUACAUUUAUGCACAUUCAAUGUGUAUUAUGGCACAGUAUUGAAAAUACAUUUAUAUUAAACUUUUUUUAAAUUUUCUUCUGCAAAUAUUUAUGCCAACAAGAGCUUUAAUGGAAAUGGGCUUGUGUGAGGUACUUGGUCAGUGUAUUACCUACAGUAGAUAGAGGUCAGUUCGCCCUCAGUUUGGAGAAACAGACAGUAGUCCCAGCAGAGAAUCACAGCAAUGCUCUCUUGUGGACCAGUGCUGCAUAAAAACGUGUUUUAGCCACAUUAAAAGGGCCCACAUCAAAAAAAUCAAGCUUCAGUUUAGGCUAUAUUAAGAAUAUUUUCACAGCUUUACCUUGCUGUAAAACUGUAGAGUUUCCGUAGUCCUGCGCAUUAAGCCCAACUCUGUGGUAAAGCAGUGAAAAUAUUCUUAAUAUAGUGUACACAUUUUACAUUUUUCUGCCACCUCCAGUCACAGCUUUGCGUAACUCUGCUUCUGUGCCAUGAUUCCUAUGUGCUUCCCCAAACUGGGGGCGCACUGACCACCACCUACUGUAAUAGUAAUACACUGACUUUGUAUAAGUACCUCACAGAACCCCACUUCAAAAAACACAAACUAUCCCUUUAAAGGCAGAAUUAGCAGGAUAUCAUACAAAAUAUAUAUAUAAUAUAAUAUAUAAUAUAAAUAUGGUUUGAUGAUUUUCAUAAACUGUAGCCACAUACAGACAGGUGAAAGUUAAAGAAAGCAGAAACACAAAUAUUUCCAUUUUGAGCUCAUUGAAUGGUUUAAUGAGCCUGACAGUGAUAUAAAUCAGAUCCUGUGACCUUUGGAGUCGCAGAUUUUCCUUAAAUUAGUCACUCAUCUUUAGCUUUUUUAAAUUGUAUUCUGUUAUUUCCAUGUUUGAGAUCCCAGUUUGUACCCUCUUAUUAAAUUAUUUGCAAACUAAA
This is a messenger RNA of Dicentrarchus labrax (European seabass), 3466 nucleotides long. It is a transcript of the gene mlphb, whose product is annotated as melanophilin b. Gene Ontology annotation, biological process: intracellular protein transport. The transcript is spliced from 15 exons. Gene Ontology annotation, cellular component: cortical actin cytoskeleton. Lineage: Eukaryota; Metazoa; Chordata; Actinopteri; Moronidae. The record is from RefSeq and is a predicted model, not a curated record. Gene Ontology annotation, molecular function: small GTPase binding; actin binding; myosin binding. Bases 155 to 1927 code for a protein of 590 amino acids.